UAACAAAAUAACGUUUCUUUCCCGCUCGUUUGUGGGUGUGUGUGUGUAUGCAUCUGUGUAUCGAUAUGAAACAGCAAUUCUUUGAGCUCGGAGAGCUCAAAAAAACAUGAACAAUCAUGUUUUCAAGCUCUCUGAACUAUUUACACAAUAAGAUACAUUCGAAUCAAGAUAUGAAAGGGAAUGCGCGCGCACUUGCGCGCGAAACAUGGAUUCGAGUUGAGUUAAAAACAAACAAGAUAAAAAUAUAAAUGAAUAGGGCUAAGUUAUAAUGAACAGUGGAAUUUCUCUACUCAUGAAUUUUGAGAAAUGAAUGUUUAGAGUUGAAAAAUAUAAUUUUAAUAAAAAAUAAGAAUUUUUUUAAAUCAAGCGCGCUGUUGGCCAUUGAGUUAUAAGUAACAAGUCCGAAGACUUGAGAAGAGUCAGUAUGGUAGAAUAAAAAUAAAAAUAAUCAGCAAAUAACCCACGAAAUUUUGCGUCGUCACAGCAAUAGUUUAGUAGCAGGCGUUGUCUGCACUAUACUACGAAAUGAUGCCAGUUGGUCGCCAAUAUUUAGAGAGAGACCUUCAGUCGUUCGCGGUUCUAGUAUAAAGUUUACGUUCAGAGCACAUUCACGACGCACAUCCUUUGCACAAUGUCUAAACCUGUGAAUCAGGCUUUGCAUACCGUAGCUACAGGUAUCAGUAAAUUUUCGUCUGAAUUUUACAAGUCUUUGGCGGAAGAUGAAACAUCAAAUUUUAUCUGUUCGCCACUCAGUGUGUCAAUGGUAUUAUCUAUGGUUACUUUUGGGGCACGCGGACAGACUGAAAAAGAACUGCGUAGUGCAUUGAGAUUGUCUGAAGAUGAUCAAAUCAAUAAAAAUGGGCUCCAAUCACUUAUUGAUACUUUGAAUGCCGUUGAAAAAGUUGAGCUCCGUUUAGCCAAUAAGAUUUACAUCAACAUAGGACUUGACGUUAAAUCUGAGUUCAAAGUUUUAACGGAAACUACAUUUCGAUCUGUAUCAGAGACAAUUGAUUUCGGAAAAACAGUAGAGGCCAGCAAGACCAUCAAUAGUUGGUGUGAAGAAAAAACUAACAAUCGUAUAAAAGAUCUCGUGAAACCAGCUGAUUUGAAUGGCGUAGUGAUGGUUAUGGUGAAUGCUGUUUAUUUCAAAGGACAUUGGGAAGAGAAAUUUGAUCCUGAUUUAACUGAACUUAGACCAUUCCAUAUUGACGAGAAUACUACGAAAGAUGUACCAAUGAUGCGCAAAGAAGCUUAUUAUAAUAUUAAUAGACUUCCAGAGCUUGAGGCUUAUUGUAUUGAGCUGCCUUACAAAAGUAAUAACUCAAGUGAUUCCAUCAGUAUGUUUAUCAUUUUCCCGACUGAAAUUAACGGUUUGAAGAAAAUUGAAAGUAAUUUCCAUGAAAUCAACUUCAAAAAUCUUCACAACCAACACAUAAUGGAUAUUGUAUUAAUGCUCCCGAAAUUUAAAGUUGAGAGUAAAUUUGCGCUUAAAAGUACUCUUUCUAAAAUGGGAGUAGAAGAAAUUUUUGAAGAUUCUGCUGAUUUUCGAGGUAUUUCCGAAACUGCACCACUGAAAGUUAGUAGAGUUAUUCAAAAAGCUUUCAUCGAAGUAAACGAAGAAGGAAGUGAAGCUGCAGCCGUAACUGGUAUCAGUAAAUUUUCGACUGAAUUUUACAAGGCUUUGGCGGAAGAUGAAACGUCAAAUUUUAUCUGUUCGCCACUCAGUGUGUCAAUGGUAUUAUCUAUGGUUACUUUUGGGGCACGCGGACAGACUGAAAAAAAACUGCGUAGUACAUUAAGAUUGUCUGAAGAUAAUCAAAUCAAUAAAAAUGGGUUCCAAUCACUUAUUGAUACUUUGAAUGCAAUUAAAAAAGUUGAGCUCCGUUUAGCCAAUAAGAUUUACUUCAACGUAGGACUUGACGUUAAAUCUGAGUUCAAAGUUUUAACGGAAACUACAUUUCGAUCUGUAUCAGAGACAAUUGAUUUCGGAAAAACAGUAGAGGCCAGCAAGACCAUCAAUAGUUGGUGUGAAGAAAAGACUAACAAUCGUAUAAAGGAUGUCAUACAACCAGAUGAUUUGUCAGGCGCGGAUAUGGUUUUGGUGAAUGCUGUUUAUUUCAAAGGACAUUGGAAAGACAAAUUUGAUCCUAAUUCAACUACACUUAGACGAUUUCAUAUUGACGAAAAUACUACGAAAGAUGUACCAAUGAUGCGCAAAAAAGCUUAUUACAAUAUUAAUAGACUUCCAGAGCUUGAGGCUUAUUGUAUUGAGCUGCCUUACAAAAGUAAUAAUUCAAGUGAUUCUAUCAGUAUGUUUAUCAUUUUUCCAACUGAAAUUAACGGUUUGAAGAAAAUUGAAAGUAAUUUUCAUGAAAUUAACUUCAAAAAUCUUCACAACCAACACAUUAUGGAAAUUAUAUUAACGCUUCCGAAAUUUAAAGUUGAAAGUAAAUUCGGGCUUGAAAGUACUCUUUCUAAAAUGGGAGUAAAAGAAAUUUUUGAAAAUUCUGCUGAUUUUCGAGGUAUAUCCGAAACUGCACAACUUAAAGUUAGUAAAGUAAUUCAAAAAGCUUUUAUCGAAGUGAACGAAGAAGGAAGUGAAGCUGCAGCCGCAACUAAUAUGGACAUUUUGAUGUGCCUACCAAGGAAAUUCAUCGUGGAUAAACCAUUUAUUGUUGCUAUUGUGGCAACUGAAACUGGAACGCAACUAUUCAACGCCCGUGUCGUCGAUCCCAGUCAAAAUUGA
Molecule: messenger RNA, 2746 nt
Organism: Microplitis mediator
Lineage: Eukaryota; Metazoa; Arthropoda; Insecta; Hymenoptera; Braconidae
Product: antichymotrypsin-2-like
Exons: 13
Coding region: 632-2746 (704 amino acids)
Molecular function (GO): serine-type endopeptidase inhibitor activity
Source: RefSeq, a predicted model, not a curated record